GAAGAGGUCACUACCACUGCGAAACAAAAAUGGAAUGGCGCCUCAACGAUUAGUGGGCGUGGUUGACCUAGAGAGUUGUAUGUCCUAGACGGUGGCGCCGCUGUAGAGUCGCACUACGCUAAGUAACAUGUUCGCGAAUAUGGCGUUACUCUGAUCAAGUGGGUUUCGGUGUAAGAACAAUGGACCGAUAGCGCUCUGCCGAAGAAUUGAACAACAUUCUGAAAGGUCAUAAAAGAACCAAAAUGAAUAAGAUGGGAACGGCCUACCAUCAUCACAAUAUGUGUAAUGAUUCUCUGUUCUCCUUUGGUGCAAUAGCCGAUGUUCAGUGCGGCGACCUGGAUGACCGUGAUAUUCCAACACUUCCAAAGCGGUACUAUCGUGGUGCGCUUUCGAAUCUCGGAGACGCUGUCAAUUUCUGGAACGAAAGAAGCCAGCGUCCAUCCUUUGUUCUUCAGCUUGGGGAUGUGUUGGAUGGCUUCAAUGUGGCACGUGGUGGGAAAGAUCAGUCGAGACAAGUCCUUGGUAACGUCCUCAAGGAAUGUUCGGGGUUCAAGGGCGAGUUCCACCACGCAUGGGGCAACCAUGAAUUCUAUAACUUCACGAGACUAGAGCUUCUGAACUCCCCUCUCUUCUCGGGAAAGAAGUACCUCAAACAGUGCCAUCCACGUGCUUAUAAGCGAUUCCUUUGUCAAGAAACCCACUUGAAUUUGUUAGGUUCUGACUCCUGCCAACGUAUUUUGCAAGAUGGGACUGUGAAAAAUUUGGUCAGUCCCCAUGGAAUCAACGAUGAGACCACACCAGCAUAUUAUGACUUCAGUCCUUUCAAAGGUUUUAGGUUUGUUCUUCUAGACACAUUUGAGAUAUCCACACUCGGAUACUCCAAUGUAGACUGUCCAGAAAGGGAAGCGGCUCACAAGAUAUUAAAGGUACACAACAAAAACAAGUUCUUAAAUGACUUUUCAGGAUUAGAAGGAAAAGACCGAAGAUUUUGCAGUUACAAUGGCGGUAUCAGCAACAGGCAGUUACAAUGGCUAAAGGACGUUCUCUGCAGAGCUUGCAACCACCAAGAGAAAGUGAUUGUGUUUGGCCAUGUACCUAUCUAUCCAGAAGUAAGCUUGGAUGAUUGCCUAGUGUGGAACUACCAAGAUGUACUCUCCAUCCUUCAGUCCAACCAGUGUGUCAUCGCGACAUUGUUCGGUCACACUCAUCAGUAUAGACACCUCACUGAUGAAACGGGUAUCCAUCAUUUUGUUUUACCAGGAGUCGUAGAAUGCCAGCCAGGAUCAAACGGUUUCUUGACCUUUGACAUGUCUGCUGAGGGUAUGGUUGUGCACAGAGCUGGUGAAACAUUGCCUUUGACUUUGGAAUACAGAAAGGUGAAUAUAACUAUGGAUUCAUUAAAUAACAUCUGAUGAAACGUGUUUUCACCAUUUCGUUCUGUCAGGAGUAGUAGAAUGCCAGCCAGGAUCAAACGGUUUCUUGACCUUUGACAUGUCUGCUGAGGGUAUGGUUGUGCACAGAGCUGGUGAGACAUUGCCUUUGACUUUGGAAUACAGAAAGAUGAAUAUAACCAUGGAUUCAUUAAAUUAACAUCUGAUGAAACGUGUUUUCACCAUUUCGUUCUGUCAGGAAAGUAGAAUGCCAGCCAGGAUCAAACGGUUUCUUGACCUUGGCAUGACUGUUGAGGUUAUGGUUGAGCACAGAGCUGGUGAAACAUUGCCUUUGACUUUAAAAUAAAGGAAGGUGGCCAUGGAUCCAUGAUACAAGCGAUGAAAUUGCAUUGAUUUAAUCAUCUGCUGUGCGACCAUGCAGGAGAGCCUUUGGUGAAACAUAUACUGUCUUGUUACAAGCUAUUGAAAUCCUUGCAUCUCGUUGGCUCAGAGCAAAUUCGUCAGUGAUAAUCACUGACAAGACGAAUCAUGAAACACUUCCCAGGAUCACGAUGUUCAAAAUUUUCAUGCACGCUGUCUAAGCCUGUCGCUCGAACAACUAUUGUUUAAAGUUUUAAACAAGUUGUUUAACUUAACAGCUUCAAGAUUUAAACAACUUGUUUAACUUUUUUUACAACUUAAAAUUUUGAAUCAGUUUUACUUGGAACCUUUUGUUUGACUUAAAGCAAAUUGAUUAGAUGUUUAAACAAUGGGCUAAAGAUUUCAAACAGAGUUUUUACAGUGGUAUAGACUAGCUGUGCAAGUAAAGUACUUAUAGUCACAAUUACAUUACAUUGCCAGAGAAUGGGGGAAUGAUCUUGGCCCUUUAAGGUGGUGUGUUCCUUACUACGGUGCAACGAAGAAUUCAUGUUUGAGAUCAGGUUUAUUUCCAAGCUUGUGAAACAAACCGGAAGAGCAUUAUCUCACCGACUCCAGCUAGGCUACAACAUAAGACACCUUCAGGGACCAUUUAACUCUUCAAGUUUAAUUCAAGUCAGACUUCAGAAGAUUCGCAGGGUAAAUUUUGGCAUGCAAGGUAUUGGACUUAUUAAAAUAUUUGUCAAAGUUUCUUACCACAUGAGAAUCAAUCUUCACUGGUAUAAAGGACUGGUCAGUCCGACGAACAUUGUCAAAAUCAACCAACUUAUUGGUAGAAGCUCUUGGUUCACAUUGACCAUUUUUAUCGGUCGGAUUCAUACUCGCCAACAGAUUAUUUACUUUGACCAAUACAUGUCAAGAUUGUUUGGUUAUUUUACAAACUCACUAAAUUUUGUUUUGAUUUACAUUAUUUUACAGCAUGUCGUUGACAGGCAAAACAACAACUAUUGUGAGAUUAUGUCCGUAAUUUUCCGUACAAUGUCUCCUGUCUCCUGACCAAUUAUGUGAGUUGAUAUUCUGUCGCCAUGUCUUGAUAGAAAAUAACCAUUUUAAAAAAUUAUCAUCAUCUUCAGUAACCAAAUUAAUGCAUGAUAAACUGAUUGAAAUAUGUAGUUAGUCCUACUGGUCACGAUACUCUGAUCGAUUAAAGUACCAACAUUUUUUUAUUUUUAUUUUUUUUACAAUUUGGAUAUGAAUAUGAAUAAGAGGAGGGGUUUGAUAUGAUUUGCAUUCACAUUAAAUCAAUUUUAGCAACAUUUUCUUUUCAAAUAUAGGAUAAUUGAAAACUGUACUUGAUCAUAUUUUGUACUAAUUUACUCUAUUCUCUAUUAGGUUUUAACUAAAUCCAGUGUGAAUAUGAUUAUGAUCCAUAAAGUAACAUCAAUUUCAUUAUUUCUAAUUCUUUUAAUUAAAAUGUAAAUAUUUCUCUUUUUUCCAUGCGAUUAACUGUUUGGAAAUGUAUUUUUUGUAUCUUAAAUUCAUCUGAAGGUUCGUGAUGGGUUUAACGAACAUCUGCUCUUCUUUAUUUUGGGGACUAUAAAUGACUUUUUUGAAUUUCUUGGAAAUAUAUCUUUGUCCAUAUUUAUUAUGUGCAUUUUUUAUCGUAAAUUUUCCAAGUAAUUUCAUAGAAUGUAUAAAACCAUUUUCGGUAUUAACAAGUAAAUACACCUUUUUAAAAAUUAUAUCUUAUAACCUUUUAAAAGUGAUAGUUUUAAUUUUUUAUGAGUCGGGUAUGACUUCGGGAUAUUGAUAAGAUUAAUUGUCUACAGAAUGAAAUAUAUGUAAAGUGGGCACGUGCUACAUUAUUAGAAAUGCUAUAAAUGUUGAACUUUCAUACAAUGUCUUUGAGCAAAAGUGUGCUUUUCUUAGUCUUUACUCGCUCAAGUCCAAACGAAUAUAUCAUCUACACUUCAAAAUUAUAAAGGAUCACCAGCCAGUGUGGAGCCAAGUCUACACCCUUAAGUGUAAAGAAUAUACACCAUCAAAAUAUGAAUACACUGCGCCAAUUAGUCUCGAUAUAGCAUGCAGAAUCGCACCUAUGAGUUAUGGACUAUCACCAUAAAUCUAACACUCGUGCAAAGUGCUUGAUAAGCAUGUUUUUCUCUAUAUUUACACCGACUGGUCUAAGAUUUAACACCAUUGGUUUUUGCAGUGUGAUGACUGUGUAAAGUAAUACAAAAAUGACCCUCCAUUCUAUUCGAAAUAACAUUCAGAUUUAUUUUCAAGGUAUAAACUACUCUGGAAUGCAAUGCAAUAGGCCUACUUUUUAAAAGAGUUUUAUUUGAUAUGAAACAAAAAGAGACAUAGCAUUUUUUAAUAACCGAUAUUUCGAGUAUAUUUGAUAUCUUAUAAAAGGUUGUGAAUUAUAUAGCAGGACAGGAUAUGAAUUAGACUAUAUAUAUUAAAAAAAUGUUUGUCUAUAUAAUCCAUAUAUAGACAAACAUUUUUUUUCUCAUUUUUUAUAUACUGUACAACUAUUCCUUUUGUUAUUUUGCAAACCCUACAAAUUUACAAAAAUGAACCGAAAAGGAGUUUGAAAACAAUAAGCCCUAUUGGUCUUUUUAAUUCUGAUGAGAUUUUUUGUUUUACAUAAAAAAUAAUCUUGUUCAUUUUGAAACUCAGAAUCAUGAAUGACUUUUAACAUUACAUUACAUUGUAGGUCUGAAUUGCAA
Molecule: messenger RNA, 4480 nt
Organism: Lytechinus variegatus (green sea urchin)
Lineage: Eukaryota; Metazoa; Echinodermata; Echinoidea; Temnopleuroida; Toxopneustidae
Product: manganese-dependent ADP-ribose/CDP-alcohol diphosphatase-like
Exons: 3
Coding region: 243-1412 (389 amino acids)
Molecular function (GO): CDP-glycerol diphosphatase activity; manganese ion binding; 2',3'-cyclic-nucleotide 2'-phosphodiesterase activity
Source: RefSeq, a predicted model, not a curated record